CCAAUAUGCCAUGAUUUGAACAUGAAGACUGGAACUUUUUUCCUGUUAAUGUGGUAUGAUAAGAGACGUCCAUAAGGGAAAAAUAAAAGUUCACCUCACACUACUUCUGAUGUGGAUGAGAAUGGCAAGUGGAGAAAAUGCACCGCCUCAAUACCGUGAAAAAUGGCGACCACAAUAUCACUAUACUCCUCCAAAGAACUUUAUGAACGACCCUAGCGGACUAGUUGCAUUCGAUGGUCUAUAUCAUUUAUUUUAUAUAUACGACCCUAGCGCUAUAGGUCCAGUGCAGUACAGCAGCUGGGGUCAUGCCGUCAGCACUGAUCUCGUUCACUGGGAAACUUGGCCUCUUGCUCUCCCGGAGACUGCCGGGGUGUUGGUCUUCAGUGGCAGUGCAGUGGCUGACAUUCACAACACCACCGGAUUUUGCACCAAUGACACCGUAGCCUUGAUUGCAAUUUUCACUGGCCAUCAUCCGGCAUCGGAUCUAUCUGGACAAGGGUUGGCUUACAGCUUGGAUGGCGGUGUGAAGUGGACGUAUUAUGACAGAAAUCCUGUGUUAGACGUAGGCACGACUCACUUUCGAGACCCCAAAGUAUUUUGGCACGAGCCAACAAAACGAUGGGUUAUGGCGGUAGCACAAGCUAUGGGAAAAAACAGAGCUAUCCGUCUGUUUUCAUCCCCAGACCUUAAGAAUUGGACUUACUUGAGUGAAAAGAAUCAGCAAGGUUUGAUUGCCACCAAUGAAGUGGAGACCCCAAACCUUUUUGAAUUAAGGGUGACAGUAGAAAACACAACCAAGUGGGUUUUGGCGGUCAUUACGGGAAAAGGAUCGCGUCCCCGCCGUUCAGUGAUGUACUGGAUUGGUAACUUUGAUGGAAAGCAGUUUGUUCCUGACGAUAUAAAAGCCAGAUUUGUGGACUUUGGCUACGACUUCCAAGCCUUUCAAACCUGGAACAAUUAUGUGGAUGAUCGAGUGUUGAUGAUAGGAUGGAUGUGCGUGUGGGACUACUGUGGACUAGUGCCAACCCAACCUUGGAAGGGAGCCCAGUCUCUGGUGCGAGAGCUUUCACUGGAAAGGGAGGCUUCUGCCAUUAUUCUUGUUCAGAAACCAGUCAAACAAAUGGAAAAGUUAAGGUCUGCGCUGCAGCUGGAAUUGGACAAGACCGAUACACUAACUGCCAGGAAGAUGUUUAGAACAAAUAAAGUUCGAGGACGGUCCCUAGAAAUAAAAGUAGAAUUGAAGCCUCAUGCAAAGACAAAGAAAGUAGGCUUUCAGAUAAGAUCAGGAGAAAAAGAAGAAACGAUAGUUUGUUACGAUCACUUUAAAGAGGCGGUGUACAUUGACAGAGCUAAAAGUGGCAUUAUUCAUAAGAAAAUGAGUCUGGUAGACUCCGCUAAUGUCGUCCUUCAAAAUGGCACAUUGAAACUGUGGAUAUUUCUAGACUGGUCCUCCGUUGAAGUCUUCGUGAAUGACGGACGACAGGUGAUCACGAAUCUCAUUUUUCCUCAGAACGAUAGCAGUGAUGAAGUAGAUAUAUUCUGUUUAGGCCAUGAAGCCGAGGUGGUGAGCCUGAAGAUAUACGAAUUAAAUACUACGUGGGAGAAAUACUGGAACAACAACACAUGGGGCCAAAGUGACGGAGAAAAGCGUUUCAAAAUCGGAAACUAA
Messenger RNA from Lingula anatina, 1669 nucleotides. RefSeq lists its product as uncharacterized. Gene Ontology annotation, molecular function: sucrose alpha-glucosidase activity. NCBI's taxonomy places the organism in Eukaryota, Metazoa, Brachiopoda, Lingulata, Lingulida, Lingulidae. Gene Ontology annotation, biological process: sucrose catabolic process. The record is from RefSeq and is a predicted model, not a curated record. Gene Ontology annotation, cellular component: cytoplasm.